Messenger RNA from Naegleria gruberi, 1652 nucleotides. RefSeq names its product ras family small GTPase. Bases 122 to 1627 code for a protein of 501 amino acids. NCBI's taxonomy places the organism in Eukaryota, Heterolobosea, Eutetramitea, Acrasida, Naegleriidae. The transcript has a single exon. The record is from RefSeq and is a predicted model, not a curated record. Gene Ontology annotation, cellular component: plasma membrane. Gene Ontology annotation, biological process: signal transduction. Gene Ontology annotation, molecular function: GTP binding; GDP binding; GTPase activity.
AGCUUGUAACGCACAAAGGCUUCUCUAAUUUUUCGCGCAAAGAACUCUUUCAAGCCAAUAAAUUGCAAGGUUUCCUUUUGGAUAUGAUAAUAGAGUAGUAGUAAUAGUAGAAUUAACAAGAAUGUCAGCUUAUAAAAAGACAAGUAGUAGUAAUUGUGUCAAUUUUGGGAUGACGACCACUUAUUCAUCGAGUAGUGAUUUGUGUGGAUUGAGUGGCUCGAUAAGUUAUUGCAGUGGGAUGGACACACUCUUUGUAGAUGAUAAUUCAAUCUUUUGUAAUUGUUCUCCAUAUUCAUUGAGAUCAUGCUUUAUUACCAACUCUGAUGGAUUGACUCAAAGGUCUAAUGUUAUAACAGAUCAAGUUUUGAAGAGAACUGUUUCAAAUCUUUCAUCUGCUACAAAGAGUGAAUCUGAUAUCACUCCAAGAACACCAUGUAAACAACAUUUUGAUAGAUUGCAUAGUCAAUCACUUGAUGUUGCCACCAUGCAAAGCGAUUUUCUUGAUACAGUGUCCACUACAAUGGACGAAGAAGACGAUUAUGUAUCGAAUAACUAUUCGAUACAUUACAAUAGAAAGGUCAGAAUGUGCCUAGUUGGAGAUGAAGCAUGUGGCAAGACCUCAAUCAUUUCCCAAUAUGUUCAAAAAUCCUUCCCUAAUUUCCAUGAUCCAACCAUUCAAGAAUCUUACAGCAAAAUUGUGAGAAAGACAGAGUUGGAAACUUUCGAAUUAUACAUAACAGACACUUCUGGUUCAGAUCAAUACGCAGACUUGAAAGACUCUUAUAUCAGAGAAAGUUUAGUUUUUGUGUUUGUAUUUGACGUUACCAACGAAUCGAGUUUUGAGAAAAUGAAGCAACUUGUUGCAGAAGUCCAAGAGAAAAAGUUUCAAUUAUCCAAAAUUGAACAUUUCCCAAUAAUAAUAAUUGCCAAUAAGAUUGAUAUGAUGUGUUCAAGGGUUGUUUCAAAGAAACAAGUCAGACAAGCAAUGAGAGAAAUGAAAUUGAAACACAAUCUCUCCUCCUAUAUUGAAGUUAGUGCCAAACAACGAUACCACGUUGAUAAGGUAUUCAAAAAGGUUCUCAUGCUCACUGAUUCCUGGAAUUGCAUCUAUAACUUGCAACAAGAAGGAACUGACUUUGGUUUCGUAACAACACCAAGAAAAGUCAAAUCUGGAACUCCAACCUCAACAUCCACACCACGAAGUGAGUCUCUAUGCAGCAGCACAGACUCAUUAUUUUACUAUAGAAACAAUGAAACGAGUAGUGAUACAGAAAGUGAUAUCACAGAUUGUUCAGAAGGAGAGGAAGAAUCUCUGGCCUCCUCAGAACAUAAGGCCUUUUUAACGAGAAAGAGAUCUAAAACCACAACAUCCGACGCCAGCAAUAAUAAGAGGUCAAUAUUUUCUAGGAAGACAAACAUUAAGGCAAGAGUAUGUGGCAAUUCAGCUCCAGAACUGAAUGCUAAACAAAAAGUGAACAUUCCAGAUGUACACAGUGCCUCUGAUUUGUCUGUAACUGUUGGAGGAUCUUCGAAUCAAGCAAUUGGUUUGAAGAAGGGUAUUUCUCUAUCUUCCUCAUUGUUCCAACUAGCCCUUGGAAAUAGAUUCAAAUUUUCAAAAGAAAAAUAAAUCAUGCUACAGCAACAGUUUGACU